UGGACGAUCUAUGCCGCUAGCAGCUCCUCCCUGUGUCAACAGCAGCAGAUGAGCAAAGACAACCAGAGGCAUUUAGCUGCAAUUAAAAACUAACGGACGCGUGUGUUGUUCGCCUGCGUGACUGAGCGAAGUGACGAAACCCAACUGGAGUGACAGCAGCCCUGAGAGGGUGACAUGCAGAUGGACAAGUAAAUAUCACCCAUGGAAACCCAGAGGAAGAGCUCUGGGGAUGUAGAUGGAGGAGAGCGAGGUUUGCUGCAUACCUGGAAGGGCUACUCCUGUAGCGUCACCCCUGAGAGGUUGCUCCUACCUCGACCGGUCCUUCAAGUCGCUUUGGGCACCCGACAUGGAGUUCUGCUGGUGGAAGGAGGACAGGUUUACAGUUUUGGAGAGCUGCUGUGGAAACAGAACCAUGUCCCCGGAGGACCCGCUUUGGAGACUGCUCUCAGUGGGCAGCGUGUGGUCGCUGUUGCAGCAGGACAUUUCCACAGUGGGGCAGUGACAGAAGAUGGUGGUGUUCAUAUGUGGGGGGACAAUGGUGCGGGACAAUGCGGCCUGUCAGGCCUUAGCUCUGUCUCUAACCCAACUCCAGUGGCUCUGUUGGACUUGGACACCAGUCUUUCACAGACGGUGCCUGUGUUGGAGCUGGCCUGCGGGGGGCAGCACACCCUUGCACUGUCUGUCCAGAGAGAGGUGUGGGCUUGGGGCAGCGGCUGCCAGCUGGGCCUAAGCACUGCCACCUUCCCUGUGUGGAAACCACAGAAAGUUGAACAAUUAGCAGGGAGGUAUGUUCUUCAGGUGGCCUGUGGUGCUUCACACAGCCUGGCACUGGUGCGUUGUCUGAGCCCCCAGGACAUCCACAGGCCCCCUGUGGACAAAUGCAGUCAGUGUAACCAGCUGCUGUACACCAUGACAGACAAAGAGGAUCACGUCAUCAUCUCUGACAAUCACUACUGCCCACCUGGUGGUGAGCUAACUGAGGAUAAGCUGGAGGCACCUGGCCAAGCCCAUAGACUCAAAACAUCCCCAUCUGAGCCAGUUCUCCCCUCCCAUACAUCCACUUUGAACUCUGAGUCUCCAGCACUUUCUGUCAGUGCAGAGCCCUCUGACCCUGCCUCCAUCCAGAACACGGAGAAAGGAGGAUUAGCUGUGGCCAACGGAGUGCUGCCAUGCUUAGACUCUGACCACACGGCUCAGAGCCAGAGUGCCAGUGGUAACGCAUUAAUGGUUAAGAGUUCACUCUAUCCAGAUGAGCAGGCUGUCAAAGACUACCUGAAGAAACUGUCAGAUAACACACAGACAGAAGCAAAGACUACUGCUGGAGGACUGCACAGUCUGCUGCCCUCAGCAGGAGAGUUUGCUGCCACCUCGAGUGCCACGCUCAACAAUCUGGUGGCCUCUUGUGCCUCCGCAGUGGGCGAACGUGUAGCCUCCACCUAUGAGGCCCUGUCCCUGAAAAAGAUGAUGAACUACCUGCCUGCGGGGGUGUCGAGGCCAGCGGGUCUUACUGGUCCUCUUCCAGGAGCGGGGGAUAAUGGCGCUGAGCGUGUUCGCAAGGAUGACUCCAUGCAGGGCAAGAAGAGCUGCAGCACUGGAGACAUCCGCGAGGAGGAGGCUGAGAGUGUGCGGCGCCGCCUCUCACUACCAGGACUCUUGUCACAGGGUAGAUACGCUGUUCACCUCUUAUCAUCCUCCUAUACCCAGCUGCUGUCUCCUCGGCUUCUGAGGAAAGCUGGUCGCUCGAGGUUGCGGGCUGUUGCCCUCACCCCACUAGGAGGAGCAGUCCCUGAGGUCCAGGAGGUGCUGCCCACCCUGCAGACAGAGGUGUGGAGCUGGGGCCAUGGCGAGCAGGGACAACUGGGACAUGGAGAUAAUCUGGCCAGAUUACAGCCAGCAUGCAUCAAGAGUCUGAACAGUAAGGAGGUGGUGAGGGUGGCUGCUGGUGCUCAUCAUUCCCUCGCUCUGACCGCUCAGUCUCAGGUGUUUUCAUGGGGCAGCAACAGUUCCGGUCAGCUUGGACACAUGGACUCACCCAGCACAGUCCCCCGUCUUGCAAAGCUGUCAGAAGGCAUCCGGGUGUGGGAUGUGAACGCCGGAGAGAAACACACCGUCCUCCUUGCUGACGGUGACUGCAUUCAGCCCAUCAUUUAUUACAGUGGACAGCAGGUGAAAGAAGGGGAGGAGGAUGAGAAGGAGGAGGUGGUGGAGUCCAGGGAGGUUUGUGAUCAGGAAGAAGGCAAUGAGAAGGAGCAGGAGCGCACAAGGGGCUACACACCUCAACCUGUACUACUUCCCUUCUGCAUGAAUCUGGGUUAUGUCAGCAGUGUGUUUGCGGGUGGUCGGAGAUGUGUGGCGCUAUCGGACAAGAAUGUGAUGGGAUUUAUCGCCAGCCUUCAUGAGCUAGCAGCAGCUGAGAGGAAGUUCUACUGCAAGCUGUGUAACAUCAAAACACAGAUAAUACGCCCCUUACUGGAGCUGGAGUCUCUGAGCUCGACUCUCGGCCCUGUGAUCUUUGAGCUCCUGCAGACUCUUGUAGGACGUUUCAACCUCCUGUGUCACCUGACUGGGCAGCACGCUGCCAGCCUCACAGCCAACCUGCGUCGUGGGCGAGAUGUGAAAAGUCUGCUCAUGCUUGACCACACCAUCAUCUUUCUGGACUCUUACAAUGAGUACUGCAGUUCUCUCGGUAACUUCCAGGUGAUGGGAGGAGCCCAUGCUCUGACCAAGCCUUCACUAGAUUUCUUUGGAAAGAGUCCAGAGCUGCUGCAGAGGCUGUCUGAGUGCAGCGAGGAGAACCCGACCAUGGCCGACCUCCUGCUGGCGCUGUUCUACCUCCCAGCUCGCCACAUUCAUGAGUAUGGCCGGCUACUGCUCAAACUGGCCACCUGCUUUGAAGUGUGCUCCAAUGAUUACCAGAAGCUGCAGGACAGCUGCUCCAGGUUUGAAGCUUUGUCUCUCCAGUUGAAGAGAAAAAGAAAAGAGACUGAGUACACUUUUCACUUCUGGAAGAGCUUCCCUGGGAAAAUGACGGAUUCUCUCAGGAAACCUCAGCGUAGGCUGAUCUGUGAGAGCAGCAACAAGGCUCUGACCCUGCAGAAUGCCGGCAGGUUCUCCGUCAACUGGUUCAUCCUUUUCAAUGACACUUUAAUUCAUGCACAGGGCGUGGCACCUUAUAAAAAUCUUUUCUCCACCCAUCACAUCUUCCAUUUGGCCACACUGUGGGUGGAGCCCAUCCCAGAGGAGAACACUGGCACAUACGGUUUAAAAGUAAUCACACCUGAGGAAAUGUUCACCCUACUGGCCUCCUCGACCAUGGAGAAGGCUAAGUGGCUUCGCUCCAUCAACCAUGCAGUGGACCAGGUGCUGAGUGGAGCUGGGCAGGACACGGCAUCAGUAGGCUCAGGGUCGGGGCAGAAGUCAGAGCCUCCAGUCGCUAGGGUGGCCGUCUAUACUUUUUAUAAGGAGGGACGUCUGAAAGAGGCCACAUACGAAGGCUGCUGGCUCUCUGGCAAACCCAAUGGCAGAGGAGUGUUAAAAUGGCCUGAUGGGCGAAUUUACACAGGGGAGUUCAAAAAUGGACUUGAAGAUGGCUUUGGUGAAUUUUUGGCUCCGAACAAAACACUCAACAAGAAUGACCAGUAUCAAGGUCAAUGGAAAGAUGGCAAGAUGCAUGGCCUGGGGACAUACAGGUAUGCCAGCGGAGAAGUUUAUGAUGGAUCUUUCCAGGAUGGCAUGCGGCAAGGCCACGGCAUGCUACGCAACGGCAAGCUCAACACUUGCUCCCCCAGUGUCUUCAUCGGACAGUGGCUGCAGGACAAGAAGACUGGCUAUGGAGUGUUUGACGAUAUAACAAAAGGAGAAAAGUACAUGGGAAUGUGGCAGGACAACCUGCGACUGGGCACUGGGGUCGUCGUCACCCAGUUUGGUUUGUACUAUGAAGGCACCUUCAAAGAUAAUAAGAUGAUGGGCACUGGGAUCCUUCUGUCAGAGGAUGACACAACAUAUGAAGGAGAGUUCUCCGAUGACUGGACCCUUAAUGGAAAGGGUGUGCUGACCAUGGCGAAUGGUGAUUACCUGGAGGGCUCCUUUGGUGGUGAAUGGGGCUCAGGUCUCAAGGUGACAGGUUCAUACUUUAAACCCCACCUUUUUGACACCGACAAGGACAAGACCCACGUUGUUAAGCUUGGGCGUCUGUGUGUGCGGGCAGAGGAGAAGUGGCAGGCAGUGUUUAAGGAAUGCUGGAGUCAGCUGGGCUGUGAGGCGCCGGGACAAGGAGAGAACUUGAAGGCGUGGGAAAACAUUGCCCUGGCCCUCACCACCAGCCGCCGACAGAUCCAGGACAGUCCAGAGACGUUUUCUAUGACUCACAGUAGAACCCUGGAGAGUCUGGAGGUCAUCCCGCAGCACAUGGGGCCCAUUAAUCUAGAACGAUAUCACACCAUCCGCCUCUACCUCAUCAAGGCAUGUGACACCCCUCUCCACCCACUGGGCCGGCUGGUGGAGACCCUGGUAGCUGUUUACAGGAUGACCUACGUCGGCGUUGGCGCUAACCGACGACUGCUGCCACAGGCUGUUAAUGAGAUCAAGUCGUAUCUCAACCGCAUUUUCCAGAUCGUCAGGUUUUUGUUCACGGACCUGCCAGAAGACGGUGGCCUAAUUCCAGAGCCAACCACAAACCUCCAAGAGAAGAAGGAGCGGAAUUCAACUGAUUCCCCACUGGAAUCACCCAGACCUGGCCAAGUGGUUAGCAAAUCUGCUCUGCUGCUUCCCGUCCUGCUGCCUCGUCUCUACCCUCCACUCUUCACCCUCUAUGCUCUGGACAAGGAGAAGGAAGACGGCGUCUACUGGGAUUGUGUUCUUCGCCUCAACAAGCAGCCUGACCUUGCCCUACUUGCCUUCUUGGGCGUCCAGCAAAAGUUCUGGCCAGUUUCUUUUACCAUGUCCAUCCCUGCAGUAGGAGAAAAGCAGCAGGUCCUCUCCAGCACCAAGGAUGCCUGCUUUGCCUCUGCAGUAGAAACUCUGCAGCAGAUCAGCACAACAUUCACCCCGUCUGACAAGCUGCAGGUGAUCCAGCUCACCUUCGAGGAGAUCACACAGGAGGUGCAGUCACUGCUGAAGCAGGACUUCCUGUGGUCCAUGGACGACCUCUUCCCCGUCUUCCUCUAUGUUGUGCUGCGAGCUCGUAUCAGAAACCUGGGUUCAGAGGUCAGCUUAAUUGAAGACCUGAUGGAUCCCUGUGUUCAGCAUGGAGAGCAUGGAAUCAUGUUCACCACACUCAAGGCCUGUUACUACCAGAUCCAGCAUGAGAAGAUCACAUAGCGAGGCGUUUCUCCGUCAGUGAUCUGGAAGCUGCUGUCCCACCCUCCCCCCCUCCCACACACACGUGCUUGGCCAACCACAGGGCCAGGACCAGCCAGGCUUUGAGAGUGACAGAUGUGUGUGGUGGCCAAUAGAAAACGGUGGAUCAUCAGAAUAACCUGCAGACAGCUCCAUCUGCUGUUGUCAUGGAGACGGGAGGUGCUCUCUGACACACAUUCAAACUCUAUCAGUGACCUUUAACGGUCUCUAAUCUACAGGUCAUGAUGGUGUAAAAUUAUUAAGUAAGUCCACAGCAGGAUAGUGGGAAAUCCUGAAAUCAUCUUUUAAACCAAUGUGACUGGUCUGUCCUCAGUUUUUAUGUUCAGUCUGCAUACUGAAAGUGGACCUAUUUUUCUGCAUUUUUCACCAUGAAAAACUGCUUUUUUCUGUUUAAUUACUGACACGAAGUUUGGUGAAAACAUCUUUUUUGUUUCUUUUACUGUCAGUUUGGUUCUGCUUACUUAUUUGACGACUACAUGAGGCACCAGGACCUAACAAGGAAGGACAUCUCUGUGAUAACACUUUUAAUUAUGUGGCUAUAAUCUGAGCCAGCAGGGGAAGGUUAACCAGAAGUGCUUAUGCUAAACCAACCUGUGAGUAGAGAGUAGAUUUAGAAGGGAGAAGACUUAACUGGUUGAUUUAAUGAACAUCCGUCUUGUUAACCCACCAGCAGCACAAUCACUGCAGCUUCCUCCAGCGUUUCCAUAGAAACAAAGGGGAACUGUCUCUCAUGUAGCGGAUUGGACAGCAAAGCAAUCAAAUAUAUAUUGUGUAAAGCAUGGCAUGUAGUGGGGUAAAUGUAAACUGACUUGACUGUAACUUCACUCUUACACCAAUGAUUGAGUUUCAGAGUAUUUGGCUGCAAACCAGCUGCUAUAGAUUUACAGUUGAUUUGCUCAAUGUGAGUAAAUACGAGUAAACGGUUUAUAUAACAGUAACUUUAUACUGAAGGUACAGCUACAGCUAGAUUUGUUCAAUGAAUGCACACUUUCAUUGUAUUAUGGGCUAAGGAAAUACAUUUUGUUUUCCCAAAGUAAAACCAGAUAACGCACAGUGGAAGCAAGACAGUUUUCAGUAUUAAUUCAAAAUCGACUUGUUGACUACUUUCUGCAAAAAAGAGGAUAGAACCACAGUUUAAAAAGCCUACUUAAACAUAGUAGUGUCUUUAUAUGGAAUUUCUCUCAUCUGUAAAAACAUUUUUACCAGUGAAGUGAUUACAGUACCAGGUUAAAGAUAAAAAAGUGAACAAGACAUCAAGUUCAAAAUUGCCCUGAAAUUCAUAAAAAUGUAAAAUUAUGUUCACUAAAGUCCCAACAUAAUUUUAAUGAAACUAACAUCAUUUUAAGAUCCUGUUACAUGUAUUUUGAUCAGUAGAAAGUGUAAUCCAAAGGCCCAUUUUACUGCUGUUGAAUCUGUUGUCCGGUAAAAGACAACCCAGUUUUCUUUUUUUUUUAAUUGUGAUAUUCUAAGCCGAUUCUCUGCUCAUGUAUCUGCUUAUAUUGACUGUUGUUUUUUAAACCAUAUGCAGCACUAACUGUCAUACCUUUUUUGUAUUACAUAUGAAAAUGGCUUGAUUUUUGUUGCCAUGUCAUGGCUUUUGUUUCCACUGAUGAUUUAACAAUCAAAUCAGAAGCUGCAGGGUUUCUGAAAAUCCAACAACAAAAAAUAGAUGCUCAAAAUCAAUUCAAAUCUAAUCUGUGCUCUUGUACACUAUUGAACAACUAAAGGUGCGAUUAAAACAUUUUUACAGAUUAAUUAAUUUAUCCACUGAAGCAGCGUUUCUAAACAUGGUUAUUAUAAACCAGGUUUCACUCAUACUUUUGUACAGUGUUUCCCAAACUUCUACAUAUAAUAUACAAUGUCAUUGUGACUAGACAAAAUAUUUUGCAUAAUUUAUUGCCAGAUAACACUUAAUAUCAUUUUGAAUUGGUAAAUGAAUAAUUUUCAAGAGAUGUUUGGAGAAACAUUUAACAUAUAAAUCUUAACUCAAAUUUUGCGCAAAUUCUGCAAAUUUGGAGACCCAGACCACCCCCAACCCAGGCUUUUAGAAUCUUUGCUUUUUGUGAACUUAAAAAAACAUCAUAAUAAUACUGUUCUGUUACAGUUUAUUUGCUCCUGUUUCUGUCGAGACCAUCUGUGCCCGAUACUCAAAACAGUCGAGCUAUGUUGUCUGUGUAACAGAGAAAUUCUUCCCCCAAAAUACUAUAGACAAAAAAAAGAAGAAGAGUUAUCUUAUGCAUUUGCUUCAGUCCUCUUCAUUUUGUUUUACAGUCCUGCUGCUGCCUCUUAAAGAGAGGACACUCCAUUAUUUUCAGUGACCACUUAUGCAGACUGUGACAUUUAUUGUGACUGUUGUACUGUAACUGACUCCUGUGAUAUGAAGUGUUUUAAACCCAAAACCGAACUGUUCAUUCUUUUUCAUCAAUGUAAACUGAAGCUAAUUUUUCAUUCAUGCACAUGUGGGUUUAUAAUUUAAACCCCGUUAUGACUGACGACUUGUUGAUUUGCUGAACUUGACGGCUGUUUGAGAAGUUGUUUCCUGAUUGUUUUGUUUUGUUUCAGUUGACUGACAUGGCAUCCACCUGUGUAUAUUAUGUUAACAUGAAAAAGGGCAAUAAACUCUGAUGGACAUUGCUAA
This is a messenger RNA of Solea senegalensis (Senegalese sole), 7996 nucleotides long. RefSeq names its product alsin Rho guanine nucleotide exchange factor ALS2 b (gene als2b). NCBI's taxonomy places the organism in Eukaryota, Metazoa, Chordata, Actinopteri, Pleuronectiformes, Soleidae. The coding region runs from base 202 to 5319 and encodes 1705 amino acids. The transcript has 35 exons. The record is from RefSeq and is a predicted model, not a curated record.